Messenger RNA from Pseudocercospora fijiensis CIRAD86, 921 nucleotides. RefSeq lists its product as uncharacterized. The record is from RefSeq and is a predicted model, not a curated record. The coding region runs from base 1 to 921 and encodes 306 amino acids. Gene Ontology annotation, molecular function: protein-L-histidine N-tele-methyltransferase activity. Gene Ontology annotation, biological process: peptidyl-histidine methylation, to form tele-methylhistidine. NCBI's taxonomy places the organism in Eukaryota, Fungi, Ascomycota, Dothideomycetes, Mycosphaerellales, Mycosphaerellaceae. The transcript has 2 exons.
AUGGCAUUUUCAUUUGGCUUUUCGGCGGACGAUGCAGGCAGUGACAUGGAAGAUGCGGCCGAUCCGGAAACGCAUACGGUAUCUAAUGCCGCUCCCGCAGCACGCAUGCCUGUGAAAUCACAUAAGCUUGAGGAUUUGGUAGAGGACCAACUGUCGAAUGACCAUGUCAUAGAUCAGCUGGAGAAAUCUGAUCUCCGGUCUGGCGUGUACGAAGGCGGCUUCAAGACCUGGGAGUGCUCGCUGGAUCUGGCAAGCUUGUUGCUGGAUCGUGGUCCUCGAAAAGAUAUCGAUGAAUUGAUCAGAUGCGAUCAGAUUGUGGAGUUGGGCGCAGGAAGUGCCUUGCCCAGUCUCGUGCUCUUCAGACAUGCCCUCAUCAAUGCCGUGUCCGGACUCACAUUCACGUUGGCCGACUACAAUGAAGAGGUUUUGCGGCUUAUCACGCUACCCAACCUCUUUCUGACGUGGGCUGGAGUCGCAAAUCUCCUCGACCAUUCCGACACAGGUAGCAUUGAAGGCGACCUCGAAGUGACACCUGAGCUGGCUGAGCGCUUCCAGGCGGACUUGCGAUCAAACGGAGUGUCGUUGAACUUGAUCUCAGGGCCAUGGUCCGCAGAAUUAGCUGAGCUGAUUCCAAUGUCAGCUCCAGAGAUGGGAUUGAUCAUUCUCGCAGCGGAAACAAUCUACAGCCCGGAGUCCACUGUCGCAUUCGUGGACCUGCUUGCGAUACUGCUGCGACGCGUCAAGAUGGCAAAAGCUAUGAUCGGGGCGAAACGCAUGUACUUCGGCGUUGGUGGUUCCGUCGAUGGGCUCAAGGAGGCUUGUCGCGAGAAGGGAGCUGUGGCAUACGAGGUCGAGAAUCAUGGGGUUUCAGGCAUGGACGGAAACGUGCCUCGAGCUCUGAUAGAGGUGCAAAUGUAUUGA